This is a messenger RNA of Darwinula stevensoni, 1599 nucleotides long. The record is from the annotation of a GenBank genome assembly. NCBI's taxonomy places the organism in Eukaryota, Metazoa, Arthropoda, Ostracoda, Podocopida, Darwinulidae.
AUGCCAUUUCCUAGUUUCAUUAAUGUGUUGUCUGGAGCAUGGAAGAAGAUUAUCUCCAAGGUUUUACAUUUCCUUCUUUGUCAUCCAUUGCGAAGGCUGCCAGAGUCUUCCUUUUGGUGCGGCUGCGAAGAAGCAGCAGCAUCAUACCUCAAGCAUACCCUCCAUAGUCUUCUCAUGUUCUUUUAUAUUUUCAUCAUUCAAGUGCUGACUGUGAUCAUUGUGGAGGAUGAUAUGAAACUUGAUCCAUUUGACGAAUAUGGCUCACUCUGGACAGUAUUAUUGUAUUUCAUUCGAUUCACUCCAUUGUUAGCCUUGCCACAGUGUUUGUUUAAUUUCUUUGGUCUUACUUUGUAUAAUGCCUUUCCAACAAAAGUGAAGUUGACAUAUUCCCCACUCCAGUCUCCAUUCGUGGCUAUUAGGAUUGUCACUCGUGGUGAUUAUCCUGAUUUGGUGAGGCAGAAUGCAUUGCGUAAUUUAAGAACGUGCAAGGAUGUGGGCAUGGAAAACUUUGUGAUUGAAGUUAUUACGGACAAACCUAUUGGGUUACCUCUUAUGCCUCAUAUGAAGGAGGUGGUUGUGCCUUCUUCUUAUGAGUCAAGAACUGGGGCCAAAUUCAAAGCAAGAGCUUUGCAAUAUUGCCUGGAAGAUGGAGUGAACCAGUUGAAAGAUGACGAUUGGAUUGUUCACCUGGAUGAAGAAACUGUGGUCACUGCUAAUGCCAUGAGGGGAAUUCUCAAUUUCAUCCAUGAAGGAAGAGCUCAAUUUGGGCAGGGCUUGAUCACCUAUGCCAAUGAAGUUGUGGUGAAUUGGCUAACAACUCUGGCUGAUACUUUCAGAGUGGCAGAUGACAUGGGGAAAAUAAGAUUCCAGUUUCGUGCUUUUGAGAAGCCACUCUUUGGAUGGAAAGGGUCCUUUGUUGUGACUCAGGUGAAGGCUGAGCGUGAUGUCUCCUAUGACAAUGGGCUGAAUGGCUCAAUUGCAGAAGAUGCUUAUUUUGGCAUGAAAGCUAGUCAGCAGGGUUACAAAUUUGGCUUUAUUGAUGGAGAACUGUGGGAGAAGUCCCCAUUCACAUUGUGGGAUUUCCUUCAACAACGAAAGAGAUGGAUGCAGGGAAUUUAUCUUGUGGCACAUUGUCCACUGAUUUCCAUCAAGACGAAGAUAUUCAUGUGCAUUUCCAUAUAUUCAUGGUUAGCAGUACCAUUGAUCACAGUGAGUGGUCUGCUAUUUGCAUACUUCCCUGUUCCCUGCCCAGUGAUCAUCAACUGUGCUCUUUCCUUCUGCAUGGCAGUCUCCUCUUACAUGUAUGUUUUUGGGAUCAUGAAAUCCAUGAAUCGAAUGGGCAUUUGCCGCCUCAUUAUUUUUCUUCUUCUUGUGCCUCUCAUUAUUACCUUCAACUGCAUAAUUGAAAAUCUAGCUGUGAUCUGGGGAUAUUUUGGCAACAAGUACAAUUUCUACGUAGUCAAAAAGGAAGCAUUAAACCUGGUGCUGGGAGGACCUGAAGAAAUCUUCAUCCUCUGGUUGAUCAAUGCCAUUCUCCUGAAGCUGAUCAAGGAGUUCCCUGUAAUUGUAGUAACUGAAACUGAAAUGCAAAUUUACUGA